Molecule: messenger RNA, 938 nt
Organism: Sorex fumeus (smoky shrew)
Lineage: Eukaryota; Metazoa; Chordata; Mammalia; Eulipotyphla; Soricidae
Gene: BTBD19
Product: BTB domain containing 19
Exons: 8
Coding region: 13-876 (287 amino acids)
Molecular function (GO): protein binding
Source: RefSeq, a predicted model, not a curated record
GCCCACCUGCCCAUGGAGACCUCGGGAUUGGCCGUGCAUGGAGAGGCUGCACCUUUCUCAGCAGCGCUCAGAAGCCUUAUCAACAACCCCCUCUACAGUGAUGUCCGGUUUGUGGUUGGUCAGGAACGGCAGGAAGUGUUUGCCCACCGGUGCCUACUGGCCUGUAGAUGCAACUUCUUCCAGCGACUUCUGGAUACCAGGGUCCCUAGCCCCCUGGUGCUGAGCACUGUGCCAGCUGAGGCCUUCCUAGCAGUGCUGGAGUUUCUCUAUACUAACAGUGUCCAGCUGCACCGCAACUCUGUGCUGGAGGUGCUGACUGCUGCUGUGGAAUAUGGACUGGAGGAGCUUCGAGAGCUGUGCCUGGAGUUUGUGGGGAAGGUGCUGGACGUGGAGCUGGUGUGUGAGGCCUUGCAGGUUGCUGUGACCUUUGGCCUGGGUCCCCUGCAGGGGCGUUGCAUGGCUUUCAUAGAGGCCCACAGCCAGGAGGUGCUCCGCACGCGGGGCUUCCUGGAGCUGUCGGCGCCCGCGCUGCUUCUGCUGCUGCGCAGCGACAGGCUCGGCGUGGACGAGCCUGAGCUGGUCCUGGCCGCGCGAAGCUGGGCGCGCGUGGGCGCGGCGGUGCUGGAGCGGCCUGUGGCCGAGGUGGCGGCGCCGGUGGUGCGGGAGCUGAGACUGGCCUUGCUGGCCCCGGCGGAGCUGAGCGCCCUGGAAGAGCAGAACCGGCGGGAGCCGCUCAUCCCGGUGGAGCAGAUCGUGGAGGCGUGGAGAUGCCACGCCCUGCGGAGAGGGGAGACGGCCCGGGGCGCGCGGUGCCGUCGCCGGAGGGGCACCCUGCCCCGAGAGCAUCACCGCUUUCUGGACGCGCCUUUCAAGUGACUCCAGGCUGAGGCCACGCGGGAGGAACGCGAGACCCGCCCUGAACUACAACUCCCGGCAUG